AUGAAAAUCAUAACCGUGGCAGAAGACUCCGCAGAUAACGAUAAUUCAAUCAUCACGUUAAUCCCUCAAAAUAAAGAUGAUCUUUUUACGAUUUAUCAAAUAAUAGACAAAGAGGAUGAAGUCAUAUUUAAAAAAUUAUUCACGACUAAAAGGGACGAAAUAAUAAGAAAAACAAUUACCGAUUAUGUGGCUGUAAGAUUAAGAAUAUUAUCUCAUGAAUUUGAUAUAAAGGAGGAAUAUCUGCGCUAUAAGGGAAUAACGGUCACUGACGGUACGAACAUAUCUAGCGCAAAUGUCCCUUUAGGCAAGUUUCUGAGCUUUAACAUAACUUAUGAACAUCAGUUUACUAUUUUCAAGCGCCACUUUAAUAAAUAUGCCAGGAAGCUCUUGAAAGAGGCACUCGACUCAGAAAUGAAAUCAGACACUGCUGCGGUGGUUCUGCAAGAAGGAAUUUCUCACAUUUGCUUAUUAACAACUUCUUCAACUAUUUUAAAGCAAAAAAUUGAAGUUUCGAUACCAAAAAAGAAAGAUACAGUUGAUAUAAGUAAACUGGAUGAGAAGACUGAAGCAUUUUAUAGAAGAACUUAUGACGCAGUGGUGAAAAAUUUCAAUUUUGAUGAACUAAGAGUAAUAAUACUGUGCUCUCCUGGAUUUUAUGCGAAGACAUUGAUGGAAAAAAUCCUGAAAUAUGCAGAGAAAGAUCAAAAUAAUUCAGUUUUGCAGAACCAAGAAAUGUUUGUUAUUGCCCAUUGUUCUACAGGAUAUAUACAGGGGAUCAAUGAAGUUUUAAGAGAUCCUGAAUAUUCUAAGAUAUUGCAAAAUACUAAGUACUUGAAAGAAAUCCAUAUCAUGGACGAGUUCCUUGAGCAUUUGAACAAAGAUGAUGAUAGGGCAUGGUAUGGUGUAGAGGAAACCGAAAGGGCUGCAAAAUUGGGUGCGAUAGAAACACUACUUAUUACAGAUAGUGUACUAAAAAGUGACGAUGUUAAAAAGCGUGAAAAAUACCUCGACCUAAUUGAGAAUAUCGAACAAAAUAAUGGCGAAGUAUUCGUAUUCAGUACUUUGCAAAGUCACGGUAAAGAACUUGAGACAUUAACGGGUUUAGCCUGUAUCUUAAAAUAUCCUAUCCACAACCUUGAUGAAAUUUUCCAGGUUAACUAA
This is a messenger RNA of Saccharomyces paradoxus, 1161 nucleotides long. RefSeq lists its product as uncharacterized. The transcript has a single exon. The record is from RefSeq and is a predicted model, not a curated record. Gene Ontology annotation, biological process: ribosome disassembly; nuclear-transcribed mRNA catabolic process, no-go decay; nonfunctional rRNA decay. Lineage: Eukaryota; Fungi; Ascomycota; Saccharomycetes; Saccharomycetales; Saccharomycetaceae. Gene Ontology annotation, cellular component: cytoplasm. The coding region runs from base 1 to 1161 and encodes 386 amino acids.